Messenger RNA from Arvicanthis niloticus (Nile rat), 5769 nucleotides. RefSeq names its product ATPase phospholipid transporting 8A2 (gene Atp8a2). Gene Ontology annotation, molecular function: ATP binding; ATPase-coupled intramembrane lipid carrier activity; ATP hydrolysis activity. NCBI's taxonomy places the organism in Eukaryota, Metazoa, Chordata, Mammalia, Rodentia, Muridae. Gene Ontology annotation, biological process: neuron development; phospholipid translocation. The record is from RefSeq and is a predicted model, not a curated record. Gene Ontology annotation, cellular component: trans-Golgi network; plasma membrane.
GCGCCAUGUCUCACGUCUGCCGGAGAUGCUGCUCCAUAGGACCCGUUCGUUCUUCUGCGGGCUACAAGAAGGCAGAGGAUGAGAUGUCCCGGGCCACGUCUGUUGGAGACCAGCUAGAGGCACCGGCCCGCAUAAUUUACCUCAACCAAUCUCAUCUCAACAAAUUCUGCGACAACCGGAUCAGUACGGCCAAGUACAGCGUGCUGACAUUUCUACCUCGAUUCCUGUAUGAGCAGAUUAGAAGAGCGGCCAAUGCCUUCUUCCUCUUCAUUGCCUUAUUACAGCAAAUCCCAGACGUAUCGCCAACAGGACGGUACACCACCCUGGUGCCAUUGGUCAUCAUUCUAACAAUUGCAGGCAUCAAAGAGAUUGUAGAAGAUUUUAAACGACAUAAGGCAGACAAUGCAGUGAACAAGAAGAAAACAAUAGUGUUAAGAAAUGGCAUGUGGCACACUAUCAUGUGGAAAGAGGUGGCAGUGGGAGACAUCGUGAAGGUCCUCAAUGGGCAGUAUCUUCCAGCAGACAUGGUCCUGUUCUCCUCCAGUGAGCCCCAGGGAAUGUGCUAUGUUGAAACUGCUAACCUGGAUGGCGAGACGAACCUUAAAAUACGACAGGGCUUGAGUCACACAGCCGACAUGCAGACCAGGGAUGUGCUCAUGAAGCUGUCGGGAAGGAUAGAGUGUGAAGGACCCAACCGCCACCUCUACGACUUCACUGGCACCCUGCAUUUGGACGGGAAGAGCUCCGUUGCCCUUGGGCCUGACCAGAUCUUAUUGAGAGGCACCCAGCUCAGGAACACACAGUGGGUCUUCGGCAUUGUUGUGUAUACUGGACAUGACAGCAAACUCAUGCAGAAUUCAACAAAAGCACCUCUCAAGAGGUCAAACGUUGAGAAGGUAACCAACGUGCAGAUUCUGGUGCUGUUUGGCAUUCUCCUGGUCAUGGCGCUGGUGAGCUCGGUGGGGGCCCUGUUCUGGAAUGGGUCCCAUGGCGGAAAGAGUUGGUACAUCAAGAAGAUGGACACAAACUCAGAUAAUUUUGGCUACAACUUGCUGACGUUUAUCAUCUUGUACAACAAUCUGAUUCCUAUCAGCCUGCUGGUGACACUUGAGGUCGUGAAAUACACGCAAGCCCUCUUCAUAAACUGGGACAUGGAUAUGUAUUAUAUUGAAAAUGACACCCCUGCCAUGGCCAGGACAUCAAACCUCAAUGAAGAGCUUGGGCAGGUGAAAUACCUGUUUUCUGACAAGACUGGAACUCUUACAUGUAAUAUCAUGAACUUUAAGAAGUGUAGCAUUGCUGGCGUGACCUAUGGCCACUUCCCGGAACUAGCCAGAGAGCAGUCCUCAGAUGACUUCUGCCGGAUGACUUCUUGUGCCAAUGACUCGUGUGACUUCAAUGAUCCCAGGCUGUUAAAGAACAUUGAGGAUCAGCACCCUACAGCCCCUUGCAUACAAGAGUUCCUGACCCUGCUGGCUGUGUGUCACACCGUCGUCCCCGAGAAGGAUGGAGAUGAAAUCAUCUACCAGGCUUCGUCCCCAGAUGAAGCUGCUUUGGUCAAAGGGGCUAAGAAGCUUGGCUUUGUGUUUACCGGGAGGACGCCGUACUCGGUCAUCAUAGAAGCGAUGGGACAAGAACAGACAUUUGGGAUCCUCAAUGUUCUAGAAUUUUCUAGUGACAGAAAAAGAAUGUCUGUCAUUGUCCGACUGCCAUCAGGACAACUUCGACUCUACUGCAAGGGAGCCGAUAAUGUAAUCUUUGAAAGACUUUCAAAAGACUCAAAGUACAUGGAGGAGACGUUAUGCCAUCUGGAAUAUUUUGCCACAGAAGGCCUGCGGACUCUGUGUGUGGCUUAUGCAGAUCUUUCUGAGAAUGAGUAUGAGGAGUGGCUGAAAGUCUAUCAAGAGGCCAGCAUCAUUCUGAAGGACAGAGCCCAGAGGCUGGAAGAGUGUUACGAGAUCAUCGAGAAGAAUUUACUGUUACUUGGAGCUACAGCCAUCGAAGAUCGUCUUCAAGCUGGGGUUCCAGAAACCAUAGCUACUCUGUUGAAGGCAGAAAUCAAAAUCUGGGUGUUGACAGGAGACAAACAAGAAACUGCAAUUAAUAUUGGGUAUUCCUGUCGGUUGGUGUCACAGAACAUGGCCCUCAUCCUAUUGAAGGAGGAUUCUUUAGAUGCAACAAGGGCGGCCAUCACUCAGCACUGCACAGAUCUUGGGAAUUUGCUGGGCAAAGAGAACGAUGUGGCCCUCAUCAUUGAUGGCCAUACCCUGAAGUAUGCACUCUCCUUUGAAGUCCGCAGAAGUUUCCUGGACCUGGCGCUCUCAUGCAAAGCAGUCAUCUGCUGCAGAGUGUCCCCUCUGCAGAAGUCUGAGAUUGUGGACGUUGUGAAGAAGCGAGUGAAAGCCAUCACCCUGGCCAUCGGGGACGGUGCCAACGACGUGGGGAUGAUCCAGACAGCCCAUGUAGGGGUCGGGAUCAGUGGAAACGAGGGCAUGCAGGCUACCAACAACUCAGAUUAUGCCAUCGCACAGUUUUCCUACCUGGAGAAGCUACUUUUGGUCCAUGGAGCCUGGAGCUACAACCGGGUGACCAAGUGCAUCCUGUACUGUUUCUAUAAGAAUGUGGUCCUCUACAUCAUUGAGCUUUGGUUCGCCUUUGUUAAUGGAUUUUCUGGGCAGAUUUUAUUUGAGCGCUGGUGCAUCGGCUUGUACAAUGUGAUCUUCACGGCAUUGCCGCCCUUCACUCUGGGGAUCUUCGAGAGGUCUUGUACUCAGGAGAGCAUGCUCAGGUUUCCACAGCUCUACAAAAUCACUCAGAAUGCAGAAGGUUUCAACACCAAGGUUUUCUGGGGUCACUGCAUCAAUGCCUUGGUCCACUCCCUCAUCCUCUUCUGGGUUCCUAUGAAAGCCCUGGAGCACGAUACUCCGAUAACCAGCGGUCAUGCCACAGACUAUUUGUUUGUUGGAAAUAUUGUUUACACGUAUGUUGUGGUUACAGUUUGUUUGAAAGCUGGUUUGGAGACAACAGCUUGGACAAAAUUCAGUCACCUGGCGGUGUGGGGCAGCAUGCUGAUCUGGUUAGUGUUCUUCGGUGUCUAUUCAACCAUCUGGCCGACCAUCCCCAUCGCUCCUGACAUGAAAGGGCAGGCAACUAUGGUUCUGAGCUCCGCAUACUUCUGGUUGGGAUUGUUCCUGGUUCCGACUGCGUGUUUGAUUGAAGACGUGGCGUGGAGAGCGGCCAAGCACACCUGCAAAAAGACACUGCUGGAGGAGGUGCAGGAGCUGGAGACCAAGUCCCGAGUGAUGGGCAAGGCAAUGCUUCGAGACAGUAAUGGAAAGAGGAUGAAUGAACGAGACCGUCUGAUCAAGAGGCUCAGCAGGAAGACACCUCCAACCCUCUUCCGAACAGGCUCCAUCCAGCAGUGUGUCAGCCACGGGUACGCCUUUUCUCAAGAAGAACAUGGAGCUGUUACACAGGAGGAAAUAGUCCGUUCUUAUGACACCACCAAAGAGAAGUCGAGGAAGAAUUAAGAGGCAACAUUUCCUGAUGGCUCCAAGGAAAGAGAUUCGGUUUGUUGCACGCGCAGUGUUAACAGUUUUGUCAGAAAAGACUGGCGCCAGCAGCCGGACACCAGAAAACACAUUUCUGUGGCCUUAGCCAACCAGUUUGUUAGCAGCUCUCUGUCCCUGUGCAGUCCCUGGGCAUAGGCGUCAGGGGAAGCCAUUCUCCCAGCUUGUCUGCAGUGCUUGGCCCAACUUCUGUUUACGUUGUUAUGAAGCAUUCAGCUGGGCUUUGUGAGGUGUGAAAUUUUAAAAACUAUGUUUCACCAAUGCUUAAACAUCAAUACCAGUGGUUCUGGGAGAGAGGAAAGGGGCAUUACAUUACAAGAGACCAGUCCUGUGUAAUUGGAACAGGGUACACUCACUUCCUGUUUGGUGCAUGCACAGAUCAUACAAGCCUCGCUUUCUGCAAAUUGCUCGCUCAACUUUGAUUCCUGUUUUGUUUGUCUGAAGUUGGCAUAAACUUCUUGAUUAUAGUGAAAUCAGAAAAACUUACGGUUGAGGGAUGAACCCGAGAACAUUUCUUUGGCUCUUUCAGCCGCAGCCUCAGCAAGGCAACCAGCCAGCGUCCCAUGCCUUGCGCACCUAAAAUAGGUGCGGGCCUUCAGUCUUACCGUUGCUUCCCUGUGCUGUUGUCCUUGAAUCUGGACAGCUGGCCCCGGGUGCCGUCCCUCACAACUGAUAGCCACCCAUCCAGGUUCUGUGUGUCUUUGUUCCUCUAUACAUUCAGAUAUGGAUGUCAGGAAUCUUUCCUCUUGCCUAGCCCCGCCCAACCCUGCCUGGCCCACCUGCUGCCCUAUAACUGAAGGGAAGUGGCUGCUCCACACCAAGCCUUACUUAGCUGUCCUUCUGAUGGGAUCCUAUGGGUGAGGGUGGCAGGCUCUGCACACCAUAUCCGUAGGCCUCUGGUGGCCUCUCAGAACUGACAUCUGCUUCCUGGAUGCUCAGAGCACAUUUUAGACUUUCUACUAUUUGGAAGUGAGUUUAUAAUGUUGUCUGCAAAAGAACUGAAAGAACAAAGCUGCCCCCCUGAGAUUCUAAAAUCAGGGUGAGCCAAGGAGAUAGUACAGACCAGAGAGUGGUGAGAAAGAGGACCCUCAGAUCUCCCUGGAAGGUGACAAAGGACAUGAGACUCAGAAGGCAGACACAGAGGACAUUUCUACUACCAGGCCUCCAUGGAAAUUCUCACACCCAACCCUUGACAGACAGGGUUGUGAUCGGCCCAUGUACACUGUAGCAGAAACCAGACCUUGUUCCACAGAUAUUUUUUGGCGAGGUGGGGUGUUGAUUGAUUUUCUUGAAACAUAGUCUUACACUGUAUGCCAAUCUAACCUCGAACACAUUUUGUAGUCUAGGCUAGCCUCAAACUCUCAGCAAUUCUUCAGCCUCCCGGAUAUGGUGACCUUUCUGUAUACAAUGAGUUUUAGACCCACAGCUCUCUCCAGACAGUGGCUUAGACUCUAAAACAAGGAAGGGAAGUGCCCACUUCCAGUUUCAUCCACUGCAGGUCCCCACUAUGAGUUGGAACAGAACCUAGGGGCUCCAAGCCUGCAUGUGAGAAUGGGGGCCCUCCGAAAACACAGGCCUAGCAGCACUCUUUCUUUCCUUUGGUUCCCAAACUCCAAAAGCCCAGAUUUUUGGAUGUCUUAAGGUGAAUACCCUGGGCACCUGUUAGUGGCUAACGUGGUACCCCUUAGCACCAGGAUGCUGUGCGAGCUUAGACAAUAAGGCAGCAUAGAGGCGGCCGAGCAGCACAAGGUGCUACAUUCAGGAAAGGAAAGGCUGCUAUGCUUUGCUUCCUGACCCCUUACUUUUGCAACAUCAGGAUGAAUGAGUACUGAAAAACCUUGGAUAUGAUUUGCAUUGAGUAAGAAAACUGAUUCUCACUUGGGAAGUGACCAGGCUGCCGAGAUGGCUUGAAAGGGGGCAGGGUGGUACAAUUAACAAGAAUCUUGGAAGUGACCUCUCUCUGCUCCCUGAGGCAAGAAAAUCUAGUGUGCCCCACAAGCUGGAAUCCUGACAGAUUAUACCACACAAGAGAAACAGCAGGAAGUGUGCUUCAAAUCAGUGAGGCAGCCAUGGUGGACAUCUGAAUUGCAUCCCAGAGAGGCUGGGGCAAAACUGUGGCGAGGAAAAGAAAGCCAACUCCAACUGAAUGCCCUAGGCUCUUCAACAGCUUCUCUCUCUCUCCCUCUCUCUCUCUCUCUCU